AUAUUUGUUCUCCUUAAGGAUGUUUACUUGGAAUUUUGAUUGACAUCUCCAGUUAUUCGAUUUUUUUACGUUUAUUAUCUGGUUAGUGGUUACGUCGUUGUUAAAUCGUAUAUGUCUUAAUAGUUUGGCAACAAUGCAGUUCUUUCUUCUCUGUAGUCAUGCUCUUAAGAGUUUGAAAACAUUAAAGAGUUCAGUUCCUCUUCUUCUUCCACCAGUACAACAUAGACUGCACGUUCGCCGCUCUUACGACAUUAUGGCUGCCUCUUCUUCAACUAUGCCUGUGAUGAUCUCAUCCGUUGGCAUUGCUGUCGCAUCCGCGUCUGUCGUCAAUCUAGUUCCAACUGUGUCUACCCUCAGAUUAGUCACACCAGCUACUUUCAACAGUUACGUGUUUCUUGAUCUGGAAACCACAGGUUUUAUUACGACGGAAGAUCCAAUAUGUCGGAUCACAGAGCUGAGCAUGUGGGGAAUCGAGAGAGAGCAAUUCCUCAACUGCAGUGGAAAGAAGAUGCCCAGAAUCACAAACCGUUUGAACAUGUGUGUUGACCCAUCCAAAGAAAUCCAUCCCAUGGCUGCCACGAAAUCCAAGCUGGAUAAUCUUAAUCUCAGUCAUCAGAGUCCUUUUGACGAAGAUGUUGCUAAUACUGUCUUGAGUUUUCUGAAUCGACUUAAAAAACCCAUGUGCAUGAUUGCUCAUUACGGAUUCAAAUUUGACUUCCCAGUUCUCAAAUCGGAGAUUGCCAAUGUUGGAAAGGAUUUUUCUGAAGAUGUCUUCUGCGCGGAUUCUCUUCCAGUUUUCCGAACUUGCCAAAGUCUCGCUCCAGGUGUUCCGUAUUCUUAUACUUUGGAGAACGUUUACAGACGGAUUUAUAACAAUCAACCCGAAGUAAUGCACGAGGCCGAGGCUGAUGUGAAAAUGCUGUUUUGGGCAGCUGCCGCGACUCCGAGACCGUUUUUAAAUGCAGUGGCCAAUACUGCUGUUCCAAUCGCCACCAUAAACAAGUGUUGGUGAUGAACGUUUUGUUUCUACCAUUAUGCAUGAACUAAAAAAAAUCAAGCUCAGCAAUAAUUGAUUCACUGUUGUUUUAUUUUAAGAAAAACACUUUCAAAUAAGCUAUUUUUCAUUCUUCCACUCAGAAUUCUUUUGACUCGCUUUUUGAUUCUUGUUUCUUAUUGUUUUUAAUUUUUCUUCAACUUUUCAAAAACUCAGAUUGUAAACGAAAAAUGUCUUGUAUCAUCAUUUUCUAUGAUUUUACCGAUUUUUCAUUUUGAAAUUUGAAAUUAACAAUAAAUCAGAUUUAAAAAAAAAA
Messenger RNA from Daphnia pulex (common water flea), 1310 nucleotides. RefSeq names its product three prime repair exonuclease 2-like. Gene Ontology annotation, molecular function: 3'-5'-DNA exonuclease activity; nucleic acid binding. The transcript has 2 exons. Lineage: Eukaryota; Metazoa; Arthropoda; Branchiopoda; Diplostraca; Daphniidae. The coding region runs from base 134 to 1012 and encodes 292 amino acids. The record is from RefSeq and is a predicted model, not a curated record. Gene Ontology annotation, biological process: DNA catabolic process. Gene Ontology annotation, cellular component: cytoplasm.